This is a messenger RNA of Rotaria sp. Silwood2, 759 nucleotides long. Lineage: Eukaryota; Metazoa; Rotifera; Eurotatoria; Philodinida; Philodinidae. The record is from the annotation of a GenBank genome assembly.
AUGUGUAUGUUGGAUAUAUUCACAUUGAAAAUUAUUGAAUGUUUAUUAAAACGACUCGGUCUUACACUUUGGGCUGAUCGACCAGUAAAACAAUAUUCUGGUGGUAAUAAACGUAAAUUAUCAACAGCUAUUUCACUUAUAGGUAAUCCAUCAAUUAUAUUUAUGGAUGAACCAACAACUGGAAUGGAUGCACGUGCGAAAAGAUUUCUAUGGAAUUGUAUAUUAACAUUAACUCGUAAAGAUCAUAAAUCAGUUGUAAUAACAUCUCAUUCAAUGGAAGAAUGUGAAACAUUAUGCAAUCGUCUUGUUAUUAUGGUUAGUGGAGAAUUCAAAUGUCUUGGUAGUGUACAACAUUUAAAAUCAAAAUUUGGCCAUGGUUAUAGUAUACUUGUUCGAUCAGAUAUUAAUAGUGAUACGAAACAUGUUAUUAAUUAUAUAAAAGAACGAAUAACAGAAGCUGAUGUUAAAGAAGAACAUAAUAAAAUGAUAAAUUUUCGUGUAUCAACGAAUGUUCCAUUGUAUAAACUGUUUAGCGUUUUAGAAAAAGCACGAGAAGAAUUAGGAAAUAUAAUUGAAAAUUAUACUGUUACACAAGUAACACUUGAUGAUGUAUUUGUUAAUUUUGCUAAACUACAGGAAGAAAAUCAAUCAUCAGAAAACAUUUGUGUUAAUAAUGAAGACAACUGUUUAAAAAGGAAUUUUUUAUAUAAAUUAUUUUAUAGAAAAGAUAAAAGUAUGAUCGGUAAGUUAAAUACAUAA